Messenger RNA from Cantharellus anzutake, 891 nucleotides. RefSeq lists its product as uncharacterized. The record is from RefSeq and is a predicted model, not a curated record. The transcript is spliced from 4 exons. Bases 1 to 891 code for a protein of 296 amino acids. NCBI's taxonomy places the organism in Eukaryota, Fungi, Basidiomycota, Agaricomycetes, Cantharellales, Hydnaceae.
AUGGGUGACUCGCGCGCACAUAUUGACCAAGACUUUAUAUUCCCUCCAUUCGACGACCUGUGCAUGGAGGAGAACGGAGCAUCCAGCACCGUACAACCUCCCUCUGAUACCAUUCUGCAGACCUCGGACGAUGUCUCCUUUUACGUCCAUCGCACAUUACUGGAUAGCAAAUCUAACAACAACUUUGGAGGGCUCCUUGUUUAUGGUGUGAUGUGUGCUCUCAGAGGUGCACGGAGUCUGUACAUGCUCGAAGAAACGGCAUCUGUUCUAAACAUUGUGCUUCAUAUCCUAUAUGGAAUCUCCUCUCGUAGAUACUGUCCUGACAUUCCUGUCAUAUCCCAAGCAUUCGACAUGUUGAUCAAAUACGGUUGUCCGCUUUCAACGUGCGUUUUGUCCAAGUCGGAGAUAUUUGUCGACUUGGUGUCCCAUGCAUCAGAUCCAGAGUCGGACCCCCUCGAGAUGUACACACUUGCCGCGUCAAAGGGGUUCGAAGAGCUUGCAGUCCCAUGUUCAUCGUUUGCGCUUCGCACGCCCAUCUCAUCUAUCGAGAAUGACGCUGCAAUUGCAAUGGGGGCAAUUUACCUCUGGCGACUGGUGAAACUGCAUAACGAGCGAAGGCAGACGCUAAAGAGGCUGCUUCUUCAGCCGCCUAGGGCACAUGAAGACACGACUGCAUGCGAUAAGGAACGGAGGAACGGCGUUAUAAGGGCGUACGGGCUUACCGCGGGCUAUGCUGCGUUGCAGCCAACGGUCAUGGUGACGGGGGAUUGGAUCGGGGAUGUAUUUGAGAAGAUGAUUCAGAACGUUGGGUGUGGACUGUGUCGAGACGACGUGCGCUCGAAGGUUCAGAGCAUUAUCGCUUGCUGGGCGAAUGCGAAAAGGACGAUUUGA